Molecule: messenger RNA, 1740 nt
Organism: Spinacia oleracea (spinach)
Lineage: Eukaryota; Viridiplantae; Streptophyta; Magnoliopsida; Caryophyllales; Amaranthaceae
Exons: 2
Coding region: 1-1740 (579 amino acids)
Source: RefSeq, a predicted model, not a curated record
AUGCAAUUCAUUGAGUUUGCUAAAGAAGAUCUAGUCCAUGGAAAAAUUAGACGCCCUUGUAAGAAUUGUAAGGUGGAGAAAUGGUUCCCGGUAAAUGUAGUAGAGGCACAUACUUUGUUUAAGGGGUUUUAUAAGUCGUAUAAGAAAAGGAUCUUUCACGGUAAAGAGGAUAUGAUUCAUCGUGUGGUUGGUAGUGAUGGAGGGAAUACUAGUGAAGGAUCCCUAAAUAAUGAAAGUGGGUUUGAUGAUGAGUGGAUUGAGGAGCCAGUGACCUAUGAAAGUGAUGCUGAAUAUGAUGAUUCUACGAAAGAGGAAGAGGCGAAGUAUAAGAAGUUACUUGAAGCUUCUGAGGAGAAAUUAUAUGAAGGGUGUACCAACUUUUCAAAGUUAUCUUUUCUUUUACACUUGUUUCACUUGAAGUGUAUGAAUCAUUGGUCCAUUGAAUCUUUCAACAUGCUGUUGAAGCUAAUUCUAGAUGCGUUUCCCCAAAUACUUGAUUUUCCCUCAUCCUUUUAUUACAGUAAGAAAAUGAUAAAAGACUUGGGUCUUGGGUAUGAAAAGAUUGAUGCUUGUCCGAAUAAUUGUAUGUUGUAUUUGGGUGAAUUUUUAGAGAAAGACAAGUGUCAUGUUUGUGGUACAUCGAGGUGGGCGAAAACUAAGGGUAAGGGUGGCAUUACAAGUGAUCCAGGUACGGAUACUCAUAAGAAGGGUGUGCCAGCUAAGGUAAUGCGAUAUUUCCCUCUUAUCCCGAGGCUAAAAAGAAUCUACAUGUCACCAGAAACAGCAGAAUAUAUGAGAUGGCAUGAUACAGAGCGAUUGGGUGAAGAUGAUAAGAAGAUUUUGAGGCAUCCUUCAGAUGCCUUAGCAUGGAAGGCAUUUGAUGAGCGUCAUAGAGAUUUUGCAUUCGACCCUCGUAGUGUUCGAUUAGGUUUUGCGAGUGAUGGGUUUAAUCCUUAUCGUUUAAUGAACACCACUUAUAGUACGUGGCCAGUGAUGUUGAUUCCUUAUAAUCUUCCACCAUGGUUAUGUAUGAAACCAUCUUCUUUCAUUUUUUCCACACUUAUUCCUGGAAAAGCAAGUCUUGGAAAUGAUAUUGAUGUGUAUUUGCAGCCAUUAGUGCAUGAAUUGAAAUUGUUGUGGACGGGGGUUGAAGCUUUUGAUGCUUUUGAAGGAAAGAAAUUUAAUUUGCACGCGGCUUUGCUUUGGACUAUUAAUGACUUUCCUGGCUAUGCAAUGCUCCCUGGUUUGAGCACAAAAGGUUACAGUGCAUGUCCUAUAUGCAUAGAUUCCACGCCUUCUGAUAGAUUUGGGAACAAGAUUUGUUAUUGUAGCUAUAGAAAAUGGUUACCUUCAGAUCACCCAUAUCGAAUUCAGGGUGACAAAUUUUGUGAGAAGUAUGGAACUAAUGAGUGGGGUAAAGCUCCAUCUCGUCCUAGCGGGACUGAUAUAUUGAGUGAACAAGAAAAGGUCGAGUAUGUUUAUGGAAAGUCGAAGGCACCACAGAAAAAGAGACAAAGAGGAGAUAAUGAUAACAAUGAUGUCCAACAUGAAAGUGCUUUUGGUACCAAGAGAAGCAUAUUCUUUGAUUUGGUGUAUUGGGAGCAUAAUAUUUUAAGGCAUAAUUUAGAUGUAAUGCACAUGGAGAAAAAUGUGUCUGAGAAUAUUUUGGGAACUCUUCUUAGUAUGGAUAAGAGUAGAGAUAGUAGGGAUGAUCGAAAAGCUCUUGAAAAUGGAGAAUAA